UAUAAAUCAAACCUCGCCGUUCCACCUCAGCUCAAAGUCAGUUCCAUCGCGCCAUCCAACCCGUCAAGAUGUCGCACUACCCACCGUAUCACCCCCACGGAACUCCGCUGCCGCACAACCCGCACGAAGGACCGAUUUCGCACACCGUUUUUCCACCGGAGAUGAACCCAAACUUCCCGCAUCGACCCCUGCAGGAUCCGCCCCACCAUCACUAUCCGGGCGGCCAGGUCCAGUACCCGCCGCCCCAUCUGAUGCCACCGUCAUCGGACGGAUCGGACGUAACGUACUACCCGCCUGGACAUUAUCCUCCCGGACAGUACCCGCCGCCGGGGCACUACCCACCGGGGCAGUUCCCACCGCAACACUAUCCGAACUAUGACCAGGCCGUGGCCUUCGGAGGUGGGGCUGCCGCUGCCAAUCCGAGGAAGGCACCGGAGGAAAAGAAAUCGUAAAGUUUUGCACCAAGUUUCAUACAAAAAGAGUUUUACUAGUUACGUAAUGUUUUUUUUUAGUUACAUAGUGUGUAG
Molecule: messenger RNA, 527 nt
Organism: Culex quinquefasciatus (southern house mosquito)
Lineage: Eukaryota; Metazoa; Arthropoda; Insecta; Diptera; Culicidae
Product: early nodulin-75-like
Exons: 1
Coding region: 69-452 (127 amino acids)
Source: RefSeq, a predicted model, not a curated record